GACUCCUCUCUCUCAGUUUUCUAGGGUUUUGGUCUCUCUUAGUAUCUAGCUGCUUUGCAGGUUUUCCUCUCUCCGUAAAACAAUGGCUAUUUCCUUCUCUGAUUUACACACAGAAGCUGGACUUAAAUCCCUCGAUGCAUUUCUCUCUGGAAAGAAAUACAUUUCUGGUGAUAAACUCACUAGAGAUGAUAUCAAGGUAUUCGCUGCGGUUUUAGGAAAACCCGGAGCAGGAUUUCCUAAUGUGGAUAGUUGGUAUGAGUGCGUUUCAUCGCUUCUUGCUGCAAGUUUCCCGGGUAAAGCUGUUGGCGUGAAAUUCGCUGGCCAAGCUGCCGCUGCUUCUGCUACAGCUGAGGAAAAGGACACUCCAGCAGGAGAUGAUGAUGAUGAUUUGGAUCUCUUUGGUGAUGAGACAGAGGAGGAAAAGAAGGCAGCAGAGGCGCGGGAGGCCGCUGUUAAAGCAUCUUCCAAGAAGAAAGAGAGUGGGAAAUCAUCUGUUCUUCUGGAGGUGAAACCUUGGGAUGAUGAGACGGACAUGAAGAAGUUGGAAGAGAUUGUGCGUAGCAUCGAGAUGCCGGGCCUUCUAUGGGGAGCAUCAAAACUUGUUGCUGUUGGCUACGGCAUAAAGAAGUUGCAGAUCAUGAUGACCAUUGUAGAUGACCUAGUCUCCGUCGACACCCUCAUCGAGGAGCAACUCACGGUCGAGCCUGCUAAUGAAUACAUACAGAGCUGCGACAUUGUUGCGUUCAACAAAAUCUAGAACUGAUACAUUUGCUAGUAAGCUUUCAUUUUUCCUCUCACUAUUCUGCUGCUGUGUGCUUGUCAUUUUUCGGAUGUGACUUAGUUUUGCAGUAGUUUAAUAGUCUUCCUGUUUGAUUCGUGUCCUUUUUUUUGUUUCCUAUUAACUUUUGGUUAGUGAUGAGUGUUCAAUAGCGAAACUAGGAUCAUUCAUCCCAUAACAGCCAUGGAAAUUUUAAGUUAAUCAUAUCUUAUCUAGAAGUUGUUGGGUGACCA
This is a messenger RNA of Magnolia sinica, 1011 nucleotides long. Its product is annotated as elongation factor 1-beta 2. The transcript is spliced from 6 exons. Lineage: Eukaryota; Viridiplantae; Streptophyta; Magnoliopsida; Magnoliales; Magnoliaceae. Bases 83 to 757 code for a protein of 224 amino acids. Gene Ontology annotation, molecular function: translation elongation factor activity; guanyl-nucleotide exchange factor activity. Gene Ontology annotation, cellular component: cytosol; eukaryotic translation elongation factor 1 complex. Gene Ontology annotation, biological process: translational elongation. The record is from RefSeq and is a predicted model, not a curated record.